Messenger RNA from Arachis ipaensis, 2015 nucleotides. Lineage: Eukaryota; Viridiplantae; Streptophyta; Magnoliopsida; Fabales; Fabaceae. The record is from RefSeq and is a predicted model, not a curated record.
GUGAAUAUCAGAGCUCUCAAUCUGACGUAACAACUACUCUAAUGGAUAAUAUGGCGUCUUCAAGGUCCAACAAGAAGAGAAAGAGCUCCGUCAACAUUCUAGAUGUUCGUCAGGUUUCGGAGCUGCAUGCCGUUGAAUCCUUUCGCCAAGUUUUGAUUAUUCACCAAUUGCUUCCUCAAAAAUAUGAUGAUUACCACAUCAUGCUAAGAUAUGCAUACAUAUUACAGAUUUCUAAAGGCAAGGAAGUUUGAUAUUGAAAAGGCAAAGAAGAUGUGGAGGGAUAUGGUGGAAUGGAGAAGGGAGUUUGGAGCUGAUAGCAUCAUGGAGGAUUUUGAAUUCAAAGAGUUAAAUGAAGUAGUGAAGUAUUAUCCACACGGCCAUCACGGUGUGAAUAAGGAGGGAAGACCUGUUUACAUUGAGAGACUCGGAAAUGUUGAUCCAAACAAACUCAUGCAAGUCACAACUCUCGAUAGAUAUCUCAGGUAUCACGUUUACGAGUUUGAGAAAGCUUUUGCAAUCAAGUUUCCUGCUUGCACCAUUGCUGCUAACACCCACAUAGAUUCAAGCACUGCCAUCUUGGAUGUUCACGGCCUCGUAUGUUCCUUUUAUGAUCUGACAUUCACUGCUUAUUACCAUCCUCAUAAUAAACAUGAGACUUUCAAUAAUUAUCAGGGCCUUAAGAAUCUUACCAAGCCUGCACGAGACCUCAUUACACGAUUGCUCAAGAUUGAUGCUGAUUAUUAUCCUGAGACACUAUGCCAAAUGUUUAUUAUAAAUGCUGGCCCUGGAUUUAGGCUGUUAUGGAACACUAUCAAGUCUUUUCUUGAUCCCAAAACAACUUCAAAGAUUCAAGUUCUUGGAAACAAGUACAAGAGCAAAUUACUUGAAGUAAUUGAUGCCAGCGAAUUGCCAGAAUUUCUAGGGGGGACCUGCAGUUGUGUUGAGCAUGGAGGUUGCCUUAAAUCAGAUAAAGGCCCUUGGAGAAACCCUGAUAUAUUGAAGAUGAUUUUCAAUGGAGAAGCACAAUUGGCAAGACAAGUAGUCAAGGUUAUAAAUAGUGAAGAUAAAGUCAUUACAUAUGCCAAAGCCAAAACUCGACCUCCAUUGCAUGUAAAAGGCAACGAUACAACCAUAGUUGAAUCAAGCUCAGAGGGUGAAGAUAUAACUUGUCCAAAUGCCAUGAAUAACUGCUACUCGAACCUUAGUUUGAAACCUGUUCAUGAAGAAGCUAAGGUAGCUGGGACGUCAAGCCAUGGCAUAAAUAACUUGUCUGGGUAUGAUGAAUGCAUUAUUCCAAUGGUGGACAAACUUGUGGAUGCAGUUUCGAAAAAUCCAUCUCAAACUAAAAUUUGGGAUACAGGUAGAGGUACAGAUGGAGCUCCAGAAAGGAAUGAAGCUCAGAUUUGGAUAGAGCUAAUAACUGUGUUGUUGUUUACUCUAUUUACUUGCUUCCGUUCAAUUGCACUCCGUUUGAACAAGAGACUUCCCCAUAUAUCAUCAUCUAAUAAUAAUGUUGAUCAUAGUGGUUUAGAGUCCACUCUUCAUGCAACAAACAAGGAGGUUCCUAUUACACCAUCAAGUUCCACAGAUACAAAGGAAAAUGUUCUUCCUUCCAUGUUGGAGAGGACAUGUGAGCUUGAAGACAAGGUUGAGAUGCCUCGUGACAGAGAAGAAUCUUUAAAUGCUGCUGUCUCCAACGUGGAUACAUUGGAAGCAGAGUUAAGUGCUACUAAAAAGGCUCUGGAUGAAGCGUUAAUGAGGCAACAAGAGUUGCUUGAUUACAUUGAUCGUCAAGUUGAAGCCAAGUUUCAGAAAAAGAAGUUUUGUUGGUGCUGAUAGAAAGAGACGUUCCGCCAAACCAGAUGCUUCUUUGAGCACACUUGUUUAAGCAUAUAAGGAGUGUUUGACCUUGCACAUGAUAUAAAUCUAUGUAUACUACUCUUAGUUACCACUUAUUUUAGUUCCAGUGUACCAUGGAGUAAAUAAUAAAAAAUGCAUGGCUUCAGAUAUAUGUA